Messenger RNA from Gastrolobium bilobum, 1455 nucleotides. Its product is annotated as 7-deoxyloganetin glucosyltransferase-like. Gene Ontology annotation, molecular function: UDP-glycosyltransferase activity. The coding region runs from base 1 to 1455 and encodes 484 amino acids. Lineage: Eukaryota; Viridiplantae; Streptophyta; Magnoliopsida; Fabales; Fabaceae. The record is from RefSeq and is a predicted model, not a curated record. The transcript is spliced from 3 exons.
AUGGGGAGCCACCUUAACAUAAAGCCGCAUGUUGUGUUGACUCCAUGUCCAAUUCAAGGCCAUAUCAAUCCACUGUUGAAACUAGCGAAGCUGCUUCAUCUCAGAGGUUUUCACAUAACUUUUGUCCACACUGAGUACAACAAAAAACGCUUGCUCAAAUCAAGGGGUCCCAAUGCCCUUGAUGGUCUUCCAGACUUUCGGUUUGAGACAAUCCCAGAUGGUCUUCCACCCAUUGAUGGUGAUGGUGAUGUUACUCAAGACAUACCCUCUCUUUGUGACUCUAUCAGAAAGAACUUCUUCAUCCCCUUUUGUGAACUUCUUCAUAGACUUAACGACUCUGCCACUGCUGGUCUUAUCCCACCAGUUACUUGCUUGGUUUCUGAUGCUACCAUGACCUGCUUCACUGUUCAAGCUGCUGAAGAAUUUGGAGUACCUAGCGUUCUCCUUUGGCCUGCCAGUGCGUGUUCAUUCUUGUCUGUUAUGCACUUCCGCACUCUGGUGGAUGAAGGUCUUAUGCCACUCAAAGAUGAAACUUAUCUUACAAAUGGGUAUUUGGACACCAAAUUAGACAGGAUUCCAGGUUUGCAAAAAUUUCGACUGAAGGACCUUCCUAGCUUUAUAAGGACAACAGAUCCAAAUGAUUUUAUGGUUGAGUUUUUGAUUGAAGUGGCUGAUAGAGUUGACAGAGCCUCUGCUAUUGUUCUGAAUACUUCUGAUGAUCUUGAGGGUAAUGUGAUCAAUGCUCUCUCCUCUAUGUUCCCUUCACUUUACACUAUUGGCCCUUUCCCUUCAUUUUUGAAUCAGAGUCCAAAUGACCACUUGGAAUCUUUGGGUUCCAAUCUUUGGAAAGAUGACACUGUUUGUUAUGAAUGGCUUGAAUCCAAGGAACCCGGGUCUGUUGUUUAUGUGAAUUUUGGCAGCAUCACAGUUAUGUCUCCGGAGCAACUCUUAGAGUUUGCUUGGGGUUUGGCUAAUAGCAAGAAACCCUUUUUGUGGAUCAUUAGGCCUGACCUUGUCAUUGGUGGCUCAGUGAUUUUGUCAUCUGAGUUUGUGAAUGAAACUAGAGAUAGAGGCCUAAUAGCAAGCUGGUGUCCACAAGAGAAAGUGCUGAACCAUGCUUCAAUUGGUGGAUUCUUGACUCAUUGUGGAUGGAACUCAACCACUGAAAGCAUAUGUGCAGGAGUGCCAAUGGUUUGUUGGCCAUUUUUUGCUGAUCAGCCAACAAACUGUGCACAUAUUUGCAAUGAAUUGGGCAUUGGGUUUGAAAUUGAUACCAAUGUGAAGAGAGAGGAAGUGGAGAAGCUGGUGAAUGAAUUGAUGGUGGGAGAGAAGGGAAAGAAGAUGAGACAAAAGAGCUUGGAGUUCAAGAAAAAGGCUGAGGAGGACACCAGGCCCGGUGGUUGUUCAUACUUGAACUUGGACAAAGUGAUUAAGGUCUUGCUUAAACAAGAUUAG